AUGACUUGGGCCAUCGAGCUGUCCCAGUAUGACCUGCAGUGUGAGCCCAGGCAUGCGAUUAAGGCACAAGCAUUGGCCGACUUCUUGGUAGAGGUAAUGGGAGACCCGACCGAGGAAACAAGCAUACGGUGGAGGCUCCACGUAGACGGGGCCUCAAACCAAACGUCCGGAGGUGCCGGGAUCAUCUUGGAAAGCCCUGCCGGGGUAAUAUAUGAACAAUCAAUCAAGUUUGAGUUUCCGGUGUCAAACAACCAAGUGGAGUACGAGGCCCUCUUGGGAAGCUUAAUCCUAGCUCGGGAAGUCGGGGCCACGAGGUUGGAAGUGUGCAGUGAUUCACAGGUCGUUACCUCUCAAGUGAAUGGAAGCUACCAAGCCAGAGACUCACUGUUACAGAAGUACUUGGAGAAGGUCAAAGAGUUGAGCAAACAAUUCGAGGAGGUCACGAUCCAGCACGUUCCGAGGGAAAGGAACACACGGGCAGACCUCCUAUCCAAGCUAGCAAGCACAAAACCAGGAGUCGGCAACCGGUCUCUCAUUCAAGGCAUGAUAAAAGAACCAGCAGUCACCCUCCACCUGACAAAGAGAGACCCCUCCUGGAUGGACCCAAUCGCUGACUUCUUAGAAAAUGGCAAACUCCCUGCUAACGACAAGGCGGCUAAAGCGUUGAGAAGGGAGACGGCCAAAUAUGCGAUCAUACAGGGUCAGCUGUUUAAAAAGGGACUCAGCCAACCCUUGUUGAAGUGCCUGCAUCCCGACCAAACGGACUAUGUACUCAGAGAGGUCCAUGAAGGGUGCUGCGAUCACCACAUUGGGGGCAAAGCCCUAGCAAGAAAGCUCAUCCGAGCUGGAUAUUACUGGCCAUCAAUGAUGAAAGACUCCAAAGAAUUCGUGAGGAAAUGCGUCAAGUGCCAAGAGAACGCCAACUUUCACAAGGCGCCGGCAACCGAGCUAAGCCUAUUGACGUCUUCCCGACCUUUCGCACAGUGGGGAGUCGACCUCUUGGGACCUUUCCCAGUUGGUUCGAGGCAAGUCAAAUAUCUCAUAGUUGCUAUCGACUACUACACCAAAUGGAUAGAGGCUGAACCACUGGCUAGUGAUAACUCGAUUCGGUAUCCAGAAGUCGUUAUCUCUGAUAACGGGACGCAGUUCACUGAUAAGAAGUUCGUGGAGUUCCUCGCCGGCCUCAAGAAGCGGCUUGAUAAGAAAAAGGGUGCAUGGGCUGAUGAACUCGCCUCAGUUCUCUUGUCUUACCGAACGACCGAGCAAUUAUCCACCGGAGAAACCCCUUUCCGCCUGACAUACGGGGUGGAUGCUAUGAUACCCGUGGAGGUCGGCGAGCUGAGCCCACGAUUACUUCUAGAGGGAGUAGAGGAAGCUGUAGAGAAGGACCUAGUAAAUGAGGCUAGAGAAAUGACCCAUUUGUCGGAAGCAGCACCGAAGCAAAGAAUGACCCUGCGCUACAUGGGGAAGGAAAACUGGCGGCUAACUGGGAAGGACCCUACAGGGUCAAAGAGGCGAUUGGUUUGCCCAACUGCUGAUUAA
Arachis duranensis is the source of this 1542-nucleotide messenger RNA. RefSeq lists its product as uncharacterized. The record is from RefSeq and is a predicted model, not a curated record. NCBI's taxonomy places the organism in Eukaryota, Viridiplantae, Streptophyta, Magnoliopsida, Fabales, Fabaceae. Gene Ontology annotation, molecular function: nucleic acid binding; RNA-DNA hybrid ribonuclease activity. The transcript has 4 exons. The coding region runs from base 1 to 1542 and encodes 513 amino acids.